Messenger RNA from Teleopsis dalmanni, 978 nucleotides. Its product is annotated as transmembrane emp24 domain-containing protein 2-like. Gene Ontology annotation, biological process: endoplasmic reticulum to Golgi vesicle-mediated transport; intracellular protein transport; Golgi organization. The record is from RefSeq and is a predicted model, not a curated record. Lineage: Eukaryota; Metazoa; Arthropoda; Insecta; Diptera; Diopsidae. Bases 231 to 845 code for a protein of 204 amino acids. Gene Ontology annotation, cellular component: COPII-coated ER to Golgi transport vesicle; Golgi apparatus; endoplasmic reticulum. The transcript is spliced from 3 exons.
UUUCGAACAAAUCAAACGAAAGUUUUUAGUGCUGCCAAACUACCGUCAUUAAUAAACCCGAAAUUUGAGAGAAUAAGAAAGAGAGAAAAUAUGACAUUUGUAUAUUUGACGUUUGGCAAAAAUUAUUUUACGUGGCCGCUUAUUGCUUCAACAAACAAAUUGUGCAGUUGUUAAAUUAUUUUUCAAUUGCAUUUAAGACAAUAUAUUAGUUGCAAAUAUUAUUGAUUAAUAUGAAUUUAAAAUUGCUUCUGACAUUUUCAAUAGUAUUACUAUUACGUACGACAGCAGCGUUUAUAGUGACUGUCGACGCACACAAUGAAGAAUGUUUUUUCGACAAAGUUGAAGGUGGCACCAAAUUUGGCAUUACUUUUGAAGUAAUCGAAGGUGGUUUUCUGGAUAUUGAUAUCAAAAUUAGUGGUCCCGAUCAGAGUAUAAUACAUCAAAGUGAAAAGGAAUCAUCUGGCAAAUAUACAUUCGCUGCGCCCGUAACAGGAUUGUAUAAAGUUUGCUUUAACAAUGAACGCAGUAGUAUGACACCUAAAGUGGUUAUGUUUUCGAUUGAUUUGGGUGAGACACCACACCGUGCACCGGGUGCACCAGGUGAAGAAGAAGUUGGCCAUACAAAACUUGAAGAUAUGAUACGUGAAUUAUCAGGCACAUUGACAAGUGUUAAACACGAGCAAGAAUAUAUGCAUGUACGUGACAAAAUUCAUCGUUCCGUUAACGAAAGCACAAAUUCACGUGUUGUGCUGUGGUCCACCUUUGAAGCUCUGGUGUUAGUACUUAUGACAAUUGGACAAGUUUAUUAUCUCAAACGUUUCUUCGAAGUAAAACGAGUUGUGUAGAAUUAAAAUUUAUUUAUAUAAAUAAUUUUAAAUAAUUUAGUAACAAUUUUUAAAGCAUAUUCAUCAGGUUUUGAUUUGUGGCAAUGUAAUUUAAAUAACUCAAAAAAAUAGUCCUCAUUUUUCAAUCAUUUUG